CCAUAUGUGGUCAGUCGGGAAGGAUGCGGUCUGACAGCCAUAUUAGGAAGGAGUUAAUCCGUUAAUUGGCCUACUGCACUGCACCUGGCAAACAUAGUUAACUGCUGGUGGCAUGUCUCUCCCAUAGCCUACUGAGUUUUAUUUUGAAAAAAUAAUCAAAAAUGCCGCAUUUUGUUAACAGAGACCAAAUUUUUGCGCAUCAGGUGCAUCUUCUUGAGCACAAACUCCGGAGUAAAGAAGAGCGGAUUUUAGAGUUGGAGACAGAGAACGCACUUCUUCACCUGAGGCUUGCUGAGUGUAUGGGAAAACUUCGACGGGAUCGAGAGGAGGAUGUGAUUCUGGCAAAGAGGCACUGUCAGCACCAGGGAAGAGUGCAAAAGAGCACUCUUGUUCCACUGGCCAAACUCCUCUCACAUGUCCAGGCUCUGAAGAAAGAGCUGAGGGAUGUUUUCGCUGUAUACGUGGGCUUUGCCACAGAGCUGGAGAACCAGAGCAAACAGCUGAUGGAGUGGAUGGACAUAAUCGGAAAAGCUGUCCAGGGCGACCAAGGUGGUGACACCCAGGGCCUACAGGCACAGGUGGCCUCUCUGGAGUGCUCCCUACAAGAGGAAAAGGAGAGGCACAGAUCAGAGCGGAUGAGGAGGAGGCAGAUACACAACACACUAAUUGAGUUGAGGGGUAAUAUUAGAGUGCACUGCAGGGUGCGCCCCAUCUUACCUUUUGAGCACAUUCAAGGUUCUUUAUCCACUAACGGGCCUUCAUCCUCAGAGGUGGUGGUACAGGCUGUUAGUGAUGACUCUGUUCUUGUGAAUUGUACCAAGCCUGGGAGUCCAGUAAUGAACAAAAUGUUUGAAUUUGAGAGGGUACAUGGUCCAGAGGACUCGCAGGAUGCUGUCUUUGAAGAAGUGAAGCCUCUUUUAACUUCUCUGUUGGAUGGGUAUAACGUGUGCAUCAUGGCAUAUGGGCAGACAGGCAGCGGAAAGACGUAUUCAAUGAUCGGAUCUCAAGAUGAGAAUCGCACACAUCCUGAUCAGGACUCGCAGGAAGGAAUUAUUCCCAAAGCAGCUAAGGAGUUAUUCAAGUUGAUCUCAGAAAAGCCAGCAGAAAGACACACAGUGGAGGUUUCCAUGGUGGAGGUUUAUAAUAACGAGCUGCUGGACCUUUUGGCCAAAGAUGAGGACGGAGCAGCAGUGGGGGUGAAGAGAGAAGUCAUCACGACCAGCCCAGGGACCAGUGAAGUGCCCUGUCUUACAUACGAGUUGGUUCAAAGCUCAGUGGAGGUGAUGCAGCUGCUCAGCACUGUGUUGAGAGUGAGGGCACACAGUCCCACGCUAGUGCACCGAGACUCCUCAAGAUCCCACCUUAUUGUCACUCUCACUGUCACAUCCAAGAGCCCCAGCCCUCAGGCACUGGCUCACAGGUUGCAGAGUGCAAGACAGAACGUUCAGCGUUGUGGACCACAGAAGCAGUGGUGGAGCCCCCGCUGCCCCAGAGCUGCCUCCUCUCGCUCCUCCAGCUCUAAUUCUUCCCCUCAGUCUUCCCCCUGCCAUUCACCGUGCCCCGCCUCUUGGCAUGUCGUACCCCAGGAACCUCUCAGAACAAAGCUGCAGCUGGUUGACCUGGCAGGCAGUGAGUGUGCGGGCACAUCAGGGGUCAGUGGCGCAGCUCUGUGGGAGAGCUCGUGUAUAAACCGCAGUCUCUCGGCGUUGUCUGAUGUUCUGGGAGCUCUGGCAGAGCAACGUCCCCAUGUGCCCUACCGUAACAGCAAACUCACCCACCUUCUGCAGGACUCUAUAGGAGGCGACGCUAAACUUCUGGUGAUGCUCUGUGUGUCUCCAACUCAGCACUUUCUGUCCGAGACUCUGCAGUCUUUGGGCUUCGGCUACAGAGCCAGACAGGUUCAGAGACACACACCGCACAGGAAGAAUGCUGGGCUGAAGAGGAAAUAA
This is a messenger RNA of Ictalurus furcatus (blue catfish), 1949 nucleotides long. It is a transcript of the gene kif25, whose product is annotated as kinesin family member 25. Lineage: Eukaryota; Metazoa; Chordata; Actinopteri; Siluriformes; Ictaluridae. Gene Ontology annotation, biological process: microtubule-based movement. Gene Ontology annotation, molecular function: microtubule motor activity; microtubule binding; ATP binding. The transcript is spliced from 15 exons. The record is from RefSeq and is a predicted model, not a curated record. The coding region runs from base 162 to 1949 and encodes 595 amino acids.